Molecule: messenger RNA, 2399 nt
Organism: Babjeviella inositovora NRRL Y-12698
Lineage: Eukaryota; Fungi; Ascomycota; Pichiomycetes; Serinales
Gene: MLH3
Product: mismatch repair protein
Exons: 1
Coding region: 53-2338 (761 amino acids)
Biological process (GO): mismatch repair
Cellular component (GO): mismatch repair complex
Molecular function (GO): ATP-dependent DNA damage sensor activity; ATP hydrolysis activity; ATP binding
Source: RefSeq, a predicted model, not a curated record
GCCUCAUUAAUGUUUAUGCCCAUGCUGUAUUCUCACCGUGUGCUCCCAUCCUAUGCGCUCCAUCAAUCACCUUGAUGAUUCAGUGUGUCAGCUCCUCCUGUCUCAGGUCUCGAUCCGGUCCCUUGCCUGUGGAAUUCGUGAAGUGAUCCAGAACUCUAUCGAUGCGACUGCUAAGAACAUUGUGGUGUCUUUUGACCUCUCUAACCGCAGUUUCUUGGUAAUGGACGAUGGGUGCGGAAUGUCCCCCGCCGAGUUGGACGCUAUCGGGAAGCGGUUCCACACUUCCAAAAUAUCACACCUAGAUGAUUUGAAGACGGCUCGGACGUACGGCUUUAGAGGGGAAUCUCUCUAUUCCAUCGCAGCGGUUUCGAAUCUCACUAUUUCGUCUAAAAGAGGUGACAGCGAUGCCUUCUACACCACGCUAAUCAACGGAAUAACCGUCACUAACCGCUCUAGCCGACUUCCCGACUCCCUUCGCCAAAAGUAUUCCGACACGUGGGUGUCAGGGCCGUUUUUCAGCUGUAGUGGGACGGUGGUGGAGGUGACCAACAUGUUUGGUAACGUCCCUGUGCGCGUGGACCACAUGAAAAAGUUGUCCAAGUACAGAGUGUUGGAUGAGAUCAGGCGCAUAGUGUUUGACGUGUCCAUAUUUCAUCCUGAAGUGCAAAUCAGGGUGACAUGUUCGGAUUCAGGAGCGCAGGAGCUCGUUUUAGUGGUCGGAGUGCUCCAUACAUCUCAGGAACCGGCCAUGAGCGCUUCAGUGUUGAACUCAGUCUACGGAAUUUCGACAACAGACAAGUAUGAGUACCUUUCUGCUUCCUUUGAGAACUACUCGGUGUGUGGAGUUAUUGGUUUGCACGCCAUCCAGUCCAAGGCGUACCAGCUGGUUUUCAUGAAUACCCGAAGGGUUUAUGAUCCCGAUCUCUUUCGGGACAUCUCAAAGCUCUUUAUUGCUGCUGACUUUGGGUCCUUAGAGGAAGAACCACUAACGGCUUUCCCCUUAAGUCAAACUAUGAUUAAAAGUCCAAAGAAAAUCACUUCCGUGGGUAGGCCGAUCUUGAAGCACCCUGUCUUCGUGCUCAAGGUGGUGUGUCCAGUGUCUGUUUCCGACUUAAUCCAAGACCCAAACAAGGGUGUGUACCAGUCCAAACACUUUUCAGUCAUCAGACCGAUGAUCAUCAAGAUACUUACGUCGUUUUUGAAAGUGCAGGGGUACACAAUCAGCCUGGAAUCAGGCACAAUGGGUGGUGGGCCGAAAAAUCCUGACGUUUCUCCCGGUGUGGAUAUCACGACAGGGCAAAAUGCCAGUCAGGGAGCUACAAAUCUCUCAUUGAAAAGAACCAAGAUAGCCAGAAGGAGCCAGGAUGAAGUUUAUAGUGACUCUGUGCCGCGUAUGGGGGGACUUUCAGUGCGCAAAAGGGCCCAUACUGAUAGUUCGCGGGAUACUGGGAACCUUCAGACUGCCCUACCUAGUUCCACUUAUUUUCAGCUUCAAAGUUCUAUACCCACCACCUCUAACACCAAACUUCAGAUGCUUGACCUGAUACCGGUGGCAUCUCCCCGUUUCAAGGACCUGAACAAGGUAUCGAUCGAAAGACGAGCUCUCAAGAGUGCUCGGAUUGUGUCGCAGCUUGAACGGAAGUUCAUCCUAGUGACCAUGCGUUUGACCCUGACAACGAAAGGCUUCAUGCUCCCCACUUUGUUGGUCGUCGACCAACAUGCAGCUGAUGAGCGAAUCCGGGUUGAACGAUACAUGAAGGAGCUUAUCGAACUUGCCUUGUACUGCGACAGCAAAAGUUUGCUAUCCGAACCAAUUGAAAUCGUCUGUAUCGAUGUGAGUUCCCAUGAACAGAUGCUACUCGAAACUUUCUCGGAAGAAUUCGCCAUUUGGGGCAUCAAGUUUGAUGUCUUCACCGAACCGACCUCCGUAGAUUCGUUCAAUGAACCUGCCAAACAUUCGAUUUACGUUACGCAUCUACCGCUCUUAUUUUCGCAGAAAUGUGCCUCAGAUCUUGUAUUCUUGAAAAGAUGCCUCCUACAGCACGCCUAUGACUUGCAAGAAUACAGAAAGCCGCGCCUUGUAUCUUGUAAAAGACGGAUCCAACACUCAGGGGACCCUCACGCGUGGUUUAAAAUGGUAAAGGCAGUCCCCAGGGUCUUGAUAGAUAUUAUCAACUCCAAAGCGUGCCGCUCUGCCAUCAUGUUCGGGGAUGUCUUGGACAGGGAAGCUAUGAGAGGUAUCUUGGACGGUUUAAGUACUUGCAUGCUACCCUUCCAAUGCGCUCAUGGCAGGCCAAGUAUCGUUCCACUAGCCGACUUGAAGACGGUGAAUCACUAAAUUCAUUAUCACUAAUUGCUUUUAGAAAUCUACUUUUACGGUCGAUUAUUUCAAACCCGCU